Molecule: messenger RNA, 2119 nt
Organism: Armigeres subalbatus
Lineage: Eukaryota; Metazoa; Arthropoda; Insecta; Diptera; Culicidae
Product: proteoglycan 4-like
Exons: 4
Coding region: 35-2104 (689 amino acids)
Source: RefSeq, a predicted model, not a curated record
GCAUGCAUCCAUCUGACGUUUUCGCAUCAAUGAAAUGAAAAUCAACCAAAUCGUCUACUGGCUCUGUCUAUUCGUGGCAGGGAUAGCGUUAACUGGCAACACUGUUUGGGCCAAAAUACCAACCGAAGCAAUAAUGAGAAAGGCAACCAUAAUCUUUGAAAGGAAACCGGGAACGCCAACCACCGUGAAUUGUGGCAAGAAAAAAGGCUCCUGCCAACAGCAGAAGAAGUACUGCGCAGCAUUUUACAUGGGCCAAGACCAUUACGUGACAAGAGCUCGCUGUUUGGUUGGCAUGGAUGGGAAAAUUGUUGAACCGAACAAAUUAUCCGUUCUUGGGCCUGGAGUUGUGAAUAUAACGAUCGCAUUACACAAAAACUUCAAGAAUCCAAACGGAACGGACAUUGCGUGGAUUGUUAUUAAAGAUCCCAGAUUUAAGGUUCGAGAAAAAUUCGUAGUUGCCGAACACAAUCCUAAGCAUUGUGUUCGAUAUCAACUGAAGAUGGUUGACUCCAAAUCGACUGAUAUUCAUGCUCGUUUCCGGUGGAUUAAACAAAAGAGCACACCUCACCCAGCUGCAGUUGGUUCGAAAAUCAUUCCAAGAAUUUACAAAGGUACUAGUGGUUUCAAAUUCAAUGAGACAAUAAAACCACAAAUGGAACAUGUUGUGAUGUGCAGCACAAAAGCAAAACCGAAAGAUUAUGAAUUGCACUACAUAUUUUUCGCUUGGUUUGAUGGAAAGCAGACGAUAGAUUUGGACUGUCAUCAAGCGAAAUGCGGAGUACUUGACUCCAGCAAUACGGUUAUAGUGAAAGUGCCACCUCCGGUGUUGAACUAUACGUAUGAGUACUACUAUGAGUACAUAAAUGUCACAACGCCUCUGCCGCCUCCAAAACCAACGUCUAAACCAACAACUACAACAACAUCCACAACAACAUCUACAACAACAUCCAAACCAACAACCAAAGCAACGCCUAAACCAACAACUACAACAACAUCUACAACAACAACCACAACAACAUCCAAACCAACAACCACAACAACAUCUACAACAACAUCCAAACCAACAACCAAAGCAACGCCCAAACCAACAACCACAACAACAACAACCACAACAACAUCCACAACAACAUCCAAACCAACAACCACAACAACAUCCAAACCAACAACCAAAGCAACGCCCAAAUCAACAACCACAACAGCAUCCACAACAACAACCACAACACCAUCUUCAACAACAUCCAAACCAACAACAACCUCAACAACACCCAAACCAACAACGACAACAACAACCACAACAACACCCAAACCAACAACGACAACAACAACCACAACAACACCCAAACCAACAACCACAAAACCAUCCACAACAACUCCCAAAUCAACAACUAAGCCAACAUCUAAGCCAACAUCCAAAGCAACAUCUAAACCAAAGUCUACUACAAAAUCUAAACCAAAACCCAAGCCAACAUCUAAGCCAAAGUUAAAGCCCAAGCCCAAACCAAUACCUUUAUUUCAAACCCAAUACGUUUACGAAUAUGAGUACAUAGACGUACCACCAGAAAUCAUGAUUGCUCCAGUAGCUGGGGUAAUGCCGGUAUAUUCUCGAACAACCAAUAGACCCAAGCCGGAAGAAAAAAGCCUCAAGCCAGAUCUGUCGCCAGACCUGCAGCCAGACCUGCAGCCAGAACUGCAGCCAGACCUGCAGCAAAACGACGAUCCGGACGAUUCCCCCUUCGACGAUGAAUACUCCGAAGUCAUUACCACUUCCGAGCCACCCAAAAGAUGUUGUAGAUUUUGCUGCGAAGAUUGCCGUUGCCCGCAAACGAAACGAACACCGUACCGAUGCCGACACAUGCCACCGCCAUCGACUCCAGCUCAGGAAAGGCACCUUGCUGGGAAAUUCGGAGCAUCAACUGGAAGUCCCCACAUGAAGCAACCAUGCAAGAUCAGCGACGCGCUUUCUCCGGAAACGGAAGAUAUCUAUCGGGUCAUCUGGGAAGUACUUAGGCGAAGCCGGAGGUUUAAGUCGAGUAGGGCAACAUGUACGAAACUUGGCGGCUUUAUUGGCGCAGUGGCAUUCGUUGGAACAGUGUUUGCAAUGUGAGAUGUAUUUCGUUGA